Funneliformis geosporum is the source of this 2142-nucleotide messenger RNA. The record is from the annotation of a GenBank genome assembly. NCBI's taxonomy places the organism in Eukaryota, Fungi, Glomeromycota, Glomeromycetes, Glomerales, Glomeraceae.
AUGCAAUUUACUGCUUCAAGAAAAUCUGAAAAUACCAAAAUAAGUAUUAAUGAAGUUAAAUUAAGCAUAUUUGAUAAAGCUAUACAAUUAAAUCCAAAAAAUUCUUGGCUACUUGUUGAAUAUUUAAAAUGUUGUGAACAGACUUAUGACGUUCCAAAAUUACUUACAAAGUGGGAUCAAAUUUUAAAUGAGAAUCCCGGUGACAUAGUACUUUGGAUGGAAUAUAUAACUUUUAGACAAACCAAUCUUGUUUCUUUUAAUGUUACUCAAUGUUUACAAUUAUUUGAAGAUUGUUUGCAUGUUUUGCGCAAAUCCGUAUUGGUCGCAAAUGAUUAUAAUGGAUAUUCUGAAAGAGCUUACGCGUGUUGGCAAGCGAUGAUUGAACUUGUUUUUUUUACGCCGGAUCAUUUACGUCAACAAACUUUUUAUGAUCGUGUCGCAGCUCUUGAGGUCUUUUGGGAGACUGAAUGGCCUAGAUUUGGUGAAGAUGAUGCCAAAGGAUGGUCGUAUUAUGUAGAUCAAGGCAAUAAUGAGAUGCAGGUUAUUCUCGCAUCACCAAAUCCUACAAAUGUUUCAAAUUUAAAUGGUGAUAUUUAUGAGAAGUGGGCAACAGCCGAAGAAAUGCAUAAUGGUCAAUUACUUUCAACACGAACAGGUACGGGAGGUGACGAUGACAUCAAUGUAGACGAUCCAUAUCGGAUCAUAAUAUUUGACGAUAUACGAACAUUUUUAUAUGACGUAACAUUCCCUCAGUCGUGUAUAGAACUUUUACAUGCUUGCUUUUCAUUUGUUGGAUUAACGUUCAAUCCUGGAUAUUCAUCAUCAAAUCCGUUGAUUACGGAUCCAUUCCUAAAUAAUAAACUUGCAAAUGAAUCAAUAGCGAACAAAAGUUUUUGGGCGACAAGAUUGGAAGAAAAUUGUUUAUUCAAAUUUCCUAUUAAGGCAUUUCCUCAAGUUGAAGAUAAUUUAUUCAAUUCACAAAAUUGGAUUUGUAUUUGUGAUGAAAUUGAUGUGAUAAAUGUCGAUAUGAAAUUUGUAAGGAACGCAUUUUAUCAGUUAAGACAAGUUGUGAAUGACACAGGAAUAAAAUUGUGUCGCCUCGUGGUAGAACAUUUACAUGAUACGUCAAGUGGACGGUCGCUUGCAAAGAGUAUGUUGAAGCGAGAAAAAAUGAAUCUCGCACUUUGGAAUGGUUAUGCGCAGGUUGAACGAUCAUCAAAUAAAUAUUCAGAGGCACGUAAAAUAUAUCUUGGUGCUAUUUCACAAAUUCUAUCAUAUCCCGAACGAUUUCAAAUUGAUGCUCCAUUAUUGCAUAGAACGUUUGCAGAAAUGGAAAUGGAACAAGGACAUUAUAAGACCGCUAUGAAAUCGAUAGCGGAAAUUGAUGUAUCAGUAACUAGGUUGUUGAAGGCGAAGAAAUAUUAUGCACAACAAAUGGCAAGGUCCACGACAACAAUAUCACAAUAUGAAUCAGGAAAUUCAUUACAUUAUUGUGUUUGUUAUGCAUUACUGGAAUGUCUUAGUCAGAAUUUACAAGCAUCUAGUAAAAUAUUUGAAGAAAUGAUACAAGAUAUAGAAAUGAGAAAAGUCCUCAACAAUUAUAUCUCAACAUCAUCAAAUAAUGAAUCAGGGAAAUUACUUCAAAAUGUAUUAACAAGAGCUAUAAAGGCCUUUCCUAAUAAUACUAUAUUUUUAUCAAUAUAUUUCCAUCAAGAAAUUCAUGGUAGAAUGUCAAAUGGAUUAUAUCCGAUUUUAGAUGAAACAUUACAAAAGAAUCCUAGCCAUAUAAUAUGGACAUUUGUUUUAUAUUCCGAAUUACGUCGGCAACAACCUUUUAAUGUUAAACGUGUAAGAUCAUUAUUUGAUAGAGCACUUGAAUGUUCCAAGACAAAGAGUUCAAUUUCAUUAUGGACCUUAUACAUAAAUUUUGAGAUGACUUAUGGUAGAAAUGAUAUAGCUAAAACUUUAUAUUAUAGAGCUGUAAGAGAAUGUCCGUGGUCAAAAGAUCUUUAUAUGAUGGCAUUUAGAAAGUUACGUAGUUUAUUCACCAUAGAUGAAUUGGAAGAAGCUAUGAAUGUACUGUAUGAAAAAGAAAUUAGGUUAAGAGUUUCUAUAGACAAAUUUGAUAAUACUGUAACUUAA